Neolamprologus brichardi is the source of this 1502-nucleotide messenger RNA. Lineage: Eukaryota; Metazoa; Chordata; Actinopteri; Cichliformes; Cichlidae. The record is from RefSeq and is a predicted model, not a curated record.
UUGAGUGUCACAGUCUUUCACAGUCGAGACCGUAGGGGGGGUGGGGUAGGGGGGGAGAGGCUUGCUGUGGCGGACAGUCUGCGGACCGGGUUUUGGAGGGUCUUCCAGACUGCGCAGUCGGAAUAAAACAGAAACGCAGCUCAGACCGGCAACAUGGACGUGCUGACAGUUCUUAAUUUGGGCGAUAUUGCCCAAGCUUUCUCCAAAAUGGGAAUGUUUCCUGUGUUUGAUCUCGCUUACUACAUCGUGUCCAUCCUCUACCUCAAAUAUGAGCCAGGCUCAGUGGAAGUUUCUCGCAGGAGUCCCGUGGCCUCCUGGCUCUGCGCCAUGCUCUACUGCUUUGGUAGUUACAUCCUGGCAGACAUCAUGCUUGGAAGCUGCCCCGUCGACUAUUUCCAGCACAACAGCCACAUCCUGCUGGCCUCAGCUGUUUGGUACCUCAUCUUUUACUGCCCGCUGAACCUCUUCUACAAAUGUGUGAGUUUCUUGCCCAUCAAGCUGGUGUUGGUCGCCCUGAAGGAAGUUGUGCGCACUCGUAAGAUCGCCGCAGGGGUUCACCACGCCCACCACGCCUACCACCACGGCUUCUUCAUCAUGGUGAUCGUUGGAUAUGUCAAAGGAUCUGGAGUGGCUCUCAUGUCCAAUUUUGAGCAGCUGCUGCGUGGUGUGUGGAGACCCGAGACCAACGAGAUCCUCAACAUGUCAUUGUAAGUCUGGGGGGGAAAUACAAUGAUCAUGGAAACACCGGGGGAACACUGAACAGAAUUUCAUCAGACUGUUCUCUCCUCUCAGGUGGUGAUGACCGCCCGGCACUCUCACGGCUCCCCCUUUGCUCUCAUUGAGUCCUGGAUCUGCCACCUGCUGUUCGGCUCUCCUCUGGCUGGUGGUGAGGAGGACCACCAUCAUCCUCCUCCUGCAGGUGCUCCAUCUUCACCUCUCAAGACCAAGGAGGAUCUGAGCGAAGGUGCUCGCAAGAGGAAGGUCAAGAAAGCUGAGUAGAGCGCCGCGCUGCACUGCCGAAACGAUCGGACUUCCCAUUCCUUUCUAAGACGAGGGGCAGUUUGAUGAUGUUUGAUGUUUUGCCAAGGGAGAGCCUUUCUAUUAGAGCAACAUGGUGCUUUCGACAUUUGACAUCACCCGAGGACUCUGUAAAUACCACAGCAAAAGCUUCACACCCAACCUGGACCUUUGAAACCUAUUUAUUUAUGUGUCUGUGAACAUCUGCAUCCGUGCAACACUGUGUGGCGAUCCACGGUCAGGGGCUGCAGCGUGCCCUUAGGACAGCUUUCGUUCCUCAUCAGUAGUUGUUACCAGGAGCAAGUGGUUUUUAUUUAGUUCACCAAUUCUUAUUUUCAUGAAGGAAACAGCAGAAAAUGUUAAUUAAUUUGACUCUUAAUCUGAAAUUCUAAUGUGAAUAAAGCAUUAUGUGAAAGAACAUGGAUGAUUUUUACACUGAAAUGAAAGCAAAUUAAUAUCUUUCAAUAAAAUCAGGAGAAACAUGG